UUUCUCAUCGUCUCCAUUGUUCACAAUUCUGAACUCUGUGUUCAUUUAUAUCGAAGCCGAAGAAGUCUUUAGUUUCAUCCCCUUUCUCUUAUUACAUUUUUUUUGCCUUGUACCCCGAGGCUGAGCGUGGAUCGCCAGUAUUUGAUCGCUCGAAGAAUCGAUUAAGCAGCUGUGACGGCGGCGGCGGGGGGUUUACAGUUGUGGUGGAUUUCAAGUUGGUUAUUGGGGGAAAGAAAGAGAGAAACAUGGAUAAAAUUUGUUAACUUUAUUAUUUAUAUUUUUGGGAAGGUUAAGGUGUUGGUAAAAAGGGGGAUUUUUCAUAAGAUUUGAGCGGGUUUUUUUUUUAAUUUUAGAGAUGUUGACCUUAACCGAUGGGCUUUGAAGUAAUAUGGAACUGUUUGUUACAUGAGAACAAGAUGACACUUUACAUUGGUCGCGAAGCUUCAAAGUUGUGGAAGAGAAUUUGUUCAGAAACAACUACAGAGAUCAACCUUCUUCUUGACAAUUGGAAAUACCUUCUUGCCGGCCUAGUUUUUCAGUAUAUUCAUGGUCUAGCUGCCCGAGGAGUUCAUUAUUUACACCGGCCAGGGCCAACACUUCAGGAUCUUGGUUUCUUUCUUCUUCCAGAGCUUGGGCAAGAUAAAGGCUAUAUCAGCGAGACAUUGUUCAGCUGCAUCUUUUUAUCAUUUUUAUUGUGGACUUUCCAUCCUUUCGUCUUCAAGAGCAAAAAGAUCUACACAGUUCUAGUUUGGUGCAGGGUGCUAGCAUUUUUAGUUGCUUCUCAGUUUCUCCGAAUCAUUACAUUCUAUUCUACUCAGUUACCUGGUCCAAAUUAUCAUUGCCGAGAGGGUUCAAAGCUUGCCAGGUUGCCGAAACCGGACAGUGUGCUUGAAGUGCUCAUAAUUAAUUUUCCUCGAGGUGUAAUAUAUGGUUGUGGUGACUUGAUCUUUUCAUCGCACAUGAUCUUCACCCUGGUCUUUGUGCUCACCUAUCAGAAAUAUGGCACACAAAGGUGUAUGAAGCAGUUAGCUUGGUUGGUUGCUGUUGUUCAAAGUCUCUUGAUUGUGGCAUCCCGCAAACAUUACACAGUUGAUGUUGUUGUUGCAUGGUAUACUGUUAAUUUAGUGGUAUUCUUCAUAGACAAGAAACUGCCAGAAUUGCCUGAUAGAACCAGUGGAAAUUUACCAAUAUUGCUACCAUUAAGCACUAAAGACAAGGAGAGUAAGACCAAAGAAGAGAACCAGAAGCUCUUGAAUGGGAAUUCCGUAGACCCCGCAGAUUGGAGACCGAGAACUCAAGUUAAUGGCAAGGUUCUGGAAGAUGCAAAUGGAAUCCACGUCGAUACUGCAAUGAAUGGUGCAUAGAUGAUGGAAGCUGCUUUUACCAUCGUAACUGUGCCGGCUUGAUUCCUUUUAAUCUCAGAUGAAAGGCUUAGUGCUUUCGAGUACUGGUAAUUUGAUUUGUAUUCUUAAGGAAAACAGAAAUUUGAGUAGUGCACUUGUACAUUGUGCUGUCCUCCCGUGUCUUGGUUAAAGUCAUCAGCCAACAUCAUCAGCAUCUAAAUAUAUCAUGGAAUUUUCCAAGUUCCUAUUGCCACUGCCAUUCUCUUUCUUAUGUUGAUAGUUGUUGGAAUACUGGUUUUUUUCUCUCAACAACGUCGAAUGCUUAAAAUGUAAUUGUUCUCUCAAUGCCGAAGGCUAUUGAGAUAAACUACUUUUUU
Molecule: messenger RNA, 1720 nt
Organism: Hibiscus syriacus
Lineage: Eukaryota; Viridiplantae; Streptophyta; Magnoliopsida; Malvales; Malvaceae
Product: phosphatidylinositol:ceramide inositolphosphotransferase 1-like
Exons: 12
Coding region: 372-1364 (330 amino acids)
Biological process (GO): ceramide biosynthetic process
Cellular component (GO): trans-Golgi network; endoplasmic reticulum membrane; Golgi membrane
Molecular function (GO): ceramide cholinephosphotransferase activity; sphingomyelin synthase activity; inositol phosphoceramide synthase activity
Source: RefSeq, a predicted model, not a curated record